GUCAUUGUUGUCACUACUUCAAAUUUCAGUACAUUAGCCCUUGCGGUUUACUUACAGUAUUAACUUAGGACAGGGGAAUUAUUAUUAUUAAUAAUAAAUUAAAACUCCUAAUUAAUACAUAAUGAAAUCCUAAAGAUAAUGGAUUUUAUAAUUUCCAAGAAAUAUACAAGUAAUCGUUCUCUACACAUUUAGAUCAAGUUUAGAUCGUUUCCUUGUGACGUGUCCUCCUCCUUGGCCAAUGAAACGCGGUCUCGAACAGCUAAGCCACGCCUCCCUGGGUGUCCGUUCUACGUUCUAUUUCCAGUUCUACACAAUAUGAAAUGUAUUUGCCUUCAACCAACAAUAACAUGGAGCGCGUUUGCGUCUCGCACAACAAAACCACUUUCUCGCGCUUUUCCAUAGACAGCAUAAGGCUUUUCCCGCUUUUUUGUCUUCUCUGUCACACACAUACAUAGCCAGUGGCCACCAAGCGGCGACAAAGUACUAGUUAUAAAAGCAACUUUCUUUUUCGUAUACAGACGUCACAGAAAAAAAAACGUAUUUUGGGAUAAAUUGUUAAAACAGUAGCUCAAUUGAUGUGAAGGCAAGAGCAACUAUUACAUUAAUAAUAUAUUAAUUCAAUAGAAAUAUAUAUUUACUUUUACCCGAUUGGAUCAUAACAAUAGAAUCUUUAUUAAUUGUAUAUAUAUAUUUAAUGUACAUAUUUCAUUUGUUUUUGGCAGUUGUUUACUAGUAGGUUAGUUUAACUAAUCUAAACUAGUUUUUCCGAAUUCUCAGCGUCACGUUGACGUGUUGCCAUGGCAGCACAAAGUCAGUCCAACACAAACUCAGAGCGAGUUUACCUGCAGCAGCAUGAGAACAACAAAUCAGGGAAGGAAAGCCGAGGAUGGGUAAACUCUACAAAGGCCUGAAUGAAUUUCAGGGAUGUGCUUCAUCUAUUCCAACCAAGUACCAGACAAUCAUCAUCAGCAAUGAAGAGAAGAAAGGCUUUUCCUCACAGUCAAAAAGGUUUCAAGAUCACCUGAAUGAGAAUCCAGGGCCUGGGUCUUAUAUGUCACAUGCACCUGCUGAGGGAUACAGUCCUUCAUUCUCUAAGAGAGGAACAGGCAGCUUUGCUUCAAAAGCUGGUCGUGUGCCCCGUAGCUUCCAGAGAUUAAGCCCAGGACCUGAUGCUUAUAACCUCCAGACGUCUCUGUUUUACAAGCACGAUUUUAACAGAGGAGAAUCCAGAAUGUUUCGUCUGCCUGUUGCAGUAAAGACGGAAAAACCCAAAAAUGAAAAUCCUGCACCAAAUCUAUAUGAUGUGUCUUAUAGUGCCGUGGACAAAAAAUCAACUGUUUCAGCUCAAAGUGCAUUUCGCUCUAAAACCAGACGGAGUGCCAGUGUCUCAGACAGCUUUAAAGGACCCUCUCCCUGCCACUAUAACGUGAGUGACGUUUUGCUCCAGAAGACGCCUCAAGUUCCUUACUCCUGUUUUAAAUCCACCACUUCCCGGAUCCAGCCACCAGUGAGAAACAACAUCCCUGGUCCCGGGACCUAUAGCCCCUAUCAACCACCAGAACCUGUGAAGAGAACCAUUCUGCCAAGGAGACACUACUUGGGAUUAUCAGCGCCACCUCUGAUACCCACCAAAGACCCACCCUAUCCAGGCCCGGGACAUUAUGACAUAGUGAACUACAAUCGUCCGGUUAAACACCUCGUGUCUAGCGCUGCCUUCCUGUCUGGGACAAGCAGGUGGAUACAGGACGUCAAAGGACAGGAUAUACCUGGUCCAGACUUUUCCACAAAGCAAAUCUAAUGAUUCUCAGAAACAUGAAGCUGCUUUCUCUGUCUGAGUCACGUCUGAACAGCUGAAACCCUCCAAACCCUGAUCCCUCAGCAGCUGAUCCUGGAUCUGCUGUACAGUGAACACGAUGAUGUGAGUGAAGCGAUUCAGCUGAUCCUGGGUCAGUGCUACAGUCCCAGGGUGGGAGCAGCUGUUGCUGGACUACACGAGGGUGUGGAGGUCUGCGCUCAUCUGAACAAUGUGAAAAUCUGUCUGGAGAUUUCAGACGGUCAUGACAUGAAAAUGUCCUCUGGAGCGUCACUGAAUGACCUCUGGACAAGGUCAACAUUAUGUCUGAAAGUUAUUCUUAUUCCUAAAAGUUAUUAUAUCAGGACUUUAUUGGGCUGGUUAAUGAGCUUUAUCUGCUUAAACAUUUAUACAGUAGAUGAAUAUAUAACAGUAUAAAAGUUUAUUCAUUUAUGAGAACAGAUAUACAAAAUAUAACAGAUAAUAGCUCACCGAGGCUGCAUAUAUUUGUUCCAAAUAUAG
Molecule: messenger RNA, 2314 nt
Organism: Carassius auratus (goldfish)
Lineage: Eukaryota; Metazoa; Chordata; Actinopteri; Cypriniformes; Cyprinidae
Gene: stpg1
Product: sperm-tail PG-rich repeat containing 1
Exons: 9
Coding region: 887-1798 (303 amino acids)
Biological process (GO): epigenetic programing of male pronucleus
Cellular component (GO): female pronucleus; male pronucleus; germinal vesicle
Molecular function (GO): chromatin binding; histone binding
Source: RefSeq, a predicted model, not a curated record